AAUACGAGUUGUAUAGACUGGACAAUGGACCAUCAGCAGGACAGCUUACCUCCAGUGAAGCAACCAAGAUACUCGAAAAUAUGUUUUACAUCCGCAGAAUGGAAAACAAAGCAGCCGAGCUGUACCGUGCGAGACUUAUCAAUGGAUUCUGCCACUUGUACUCCGGUCAGGAAGCGGUGGCAGUUGGCCUGAAAGCGGCGAUGAAGGAGAACGACACGAUAAUCACGGCGUACAGGUGCCACGCGUUCGCCAAGAUGUUCGGUUAUACUCCAAGGCAAAUAAUUGCCGAAUUGAUGGGUCGAAAAACCGGAGCUUCCGAAGGUAAAGGUGGCUCGAUGCACAUGUACGCGACCAAUUUUUACGGCGGCGAAGGCAUCGUUGGUGGCCAGGUACCAUUGGGGGCAGGAAUCGGAUUCGCGCACAAGUACAACGGCAAUGGUGCGGUGUCAUUCGCGCUUUACGGCGACGGAGCUGCCUCGCAGGGCCAGAUCUUCGAGUCUUACAACAUGUCCCAAUUGUGGAGUUUGCCGGUGAUCUUCGUAUGCGAGAACAACAAGUACGGAAUGGGCACAGCCAUUCACCGACACUCGGCAAACGACAAGUUUUACACGCGUGGUGACUUGAUACCUGGGAUUCAGGUCAACGGAAUGAAAGUGGAAGAAGUGCGCGAAGCGGUGAAGUUCGCAAGAGAAUACGCAGUUAGCAAUGGACCCAUGCUAAUGGAAAUGCAAACCUAUCGAUACUACGGUCAUAGCAUGAGCGAUCCCGGAACGAGUUACCGAACAAGGGAGGAAGUCAAGACUAUGAAGGAUCAAAGCGACGCCAUCAAGCAUUUUACGACUUUGUGCGAAGAGAAGGGACUUCUGAGUAAAGAGGAGAUUGAGGAAAUGAGAAAGAAAAUAUUUAAGGAUGUUGACCAACAGGUUGAGGAAGCGAAAAAAGACGAAUGGCCUGACAAGUCUGCGAUAUGCAGUCAUUUAUACGUCAACCGAUUAGAAGAAACUCGAGGAAUGGUUCCUUGGCACAAAGUUUAGAGUCGCUUUGUU
Molecule: messenger RNA, 1046 nt
Organism: Phymastichus coffea
Lineage: Eukaryota; Metazoa; Arthropoda; Insecta; Hymenoptera; Eulophidae
Product: pyruvate dehydrogenase E1 component subunit alpha, somatic form, mitochondrial-like
Exons: 5
Coding region: 81-1034 (317 amino acids)
Biological process (GO): pyruvate decarboxylation to acetyl-CoA
Cellular component (GO): intracellular membrane-bounded organelle
Molecular function (GO): pyruvate dehydrogenase (acetyl-transferring) activity
Source: RefSeq, a predicted model, not a curated record